Molecule: messenger RNA, 2700 nt
Organism: Porites lobata
Lineage: Eukaryota; Metazoa; Cnidaria; Anthozoa; Scleractinia; Poritidae
Source: the annotation of a GenBank genome assembly
UCGCUGAAAACAGCUGCCACUUGCCCCCAGAUCCCGGACCGUGCGAAGCUUUCAUGCCUUCUUGGUUCUUCAACAAUACUGCCCGAUCGUGUGCUGUGUUUAUUUAUGGAGGAUGCAAUGGGAACAAAAACAGGUUUCCCAGUUACUAUGAUUGUCAAGACAGUUGUAAUGGUAAGUUGUAUCGGUAGUUAAAAGAGACUAUACUGAUCAUUACACUUACCUUGCAGGAGAGGAUAAAGAACAGUGAAAAGGGUUUGGGCUCUUGAUCCAGUGAAGACCCGUGGCAAGUCCAGAGACAACCAAGGAAGCUGCAUCUGUAAAAUGUUGAUGUUUUUCCUUUUUGCGUUGUGAAACGUAUAUGGUAAAACGACAACACAUAGACUGUUUACGGCCCUACAGUGUAGUAUAGACUUUUAGACAAAAUGUCUUGCCAGGUAUGAGGUUAAGACAUGUUUUGGAGUUGGCAAUUUAGUAAAAUCGUUAUUAUUGUAAGGAUCAAAACUGCUAUCGACCCUCAUAAAUAAACUACACGAACUCUCAAAAGGCAUUAUACUUCCUUCCUGUUGUAGCAAUACGUUUCAGAACUUCAUUUAACACCGGCUGAUUAGUUCAAUUCGUUGGGUACCAGACUCCAGCCUCCUCUCUUGGUAUGCAUGAUUCUUAGCUGGACCCGGCUACUCUCACGGUAUAUAUUAAAAUAACUGAUGGGAAGGUCCUGACUUUGUUUCACGUCUGCAAGGGAUUAGACCGUCUAUCUUUUUCGGAAAAAUGAAGACAAAUCGUAGACCCCAAGGGAAGUGACAAAUCUGUCACAGUGACCAUCGCCUUGUGUGCUGUUCUUGGUCUUGGAAAUCUGUGCGUGAGCAGUAAUAAAUGACAGGCUAUAUGUGUCUUGUUAUCAUUUACAUUUUCCACGCAUAAAGCAGAGCAAUUUUUGUUUUACACCUACAAGCAAUAAAUAUUCGACACUAGUGUCACUUUUGCCGAUUUACGUUAUCAUUUUUCAGGGCGAAAUUUGACUUUCUGUGAGUUACAGCGAGAAAUAAACAGUGCGCGCUUGGACGAUUUUAUCCCUCGUUGUGCAGGAGACGGUGAGUUUGAAGUUGUUCAGUGCCACAGUAUAUCUGGGGAGUGCUGGUGCGUGGAUAAAGCUGGCCUCGAGAUUCCCGGUACCAAAACACUGGGUACACCCAAAUGUGAUGAAUCUCAAGGUAGGCAUAAAUUCUUGAUCGUUAUGUUUACCUCGUUAGGUCAUGUAACGUUCACCGUUGGUGAAGCUUGCCUUGUUUUUGGGAGUUUUUACCUUGAUCCACUUACUUCUGGCGUAUCGAGAAAUGGGCUUACUGUUAAAACAAAGUAUUUAUACUUGAACGUCAUCGGUGCAUCGUUGUAAUUGAACUGUUCCAUCCUUUUGGAAAAAUGCAAUAGGUCUCAUCCAUUGUUCAUCGCAGCCGCUAAAUCCUUCGUGUCAUCCUUACCUGUUGCAAUGUUCUCAGUGAUUCUUCGAGAAACUAAAUUUGCGUAGCAAACAUUUUACCGGGAAUUUGAUUAUUUUUAUUUCAACAGAGAAUUUAGGUAGAAGAACAAGAUGAACGCAUGUGUCAAGCAGUUUACUCAAUACAAAGCAAUGCUGCCGUGACCAACGCUAUGUAGGAAAAUUUUGCUUUUGUCAAAUACGUUAGUUUGCGUCACAUGGUUCUUUAGAGAGUGAUGGAUGCAAAAGUAACAGGACAUCAUAAGCGAGCGUAGUAAAGUUUACCUUAUCUUGUAUUUAUGCUCUUUUUAAAAAUAGAUGGAGAUUCUACUUCCUUGUGUUCUUAAAUAGCAACUUGCGAAUAUUUUUUUAAUGCUUAAUUCCUCUCUCUCCCUUAUUUUUUUCCAACAUUCAAUACUGUAAGCAUGACUUAUUGUCUCUGUCCCACGUUUUCUUGAUGAAUGUGCCUUAAGAAUCCUUGCAGUUUAACUUUUUCCGCUGGUGUAUUAGUCCCGUAUAGGCUUAAUUUUGUCGCCAUUUGUCGUUUUAAAAACAACAACCACUACAACAACAAAAACAACUGAAAAACAAAAACAACGACAACAGCAACAACAACAACAACAAACAAAGAAGUAAACAAAAAAAUCUUGUUUAGUUAACGACGUGGAUAUUGUUAGCACCCCAUAUCUUAUCGGCUGGUCUGAAAGGAGAUCAAAGGAAGGAAUGUUCUCAUUUUUGUAAUGUAGAGCUAUGUUAUUAUUUAUUUUAUGUUGUCUCGGUAUUUUUAGUUUUUCACUUUCACCUAGAUUCACAUAAUGUAUAAAUGUGCCAAACGAAAGGUUCGGUUACUAAAGCAGGAGCACUUCAUCAGAUAGUCUUUUUGCGUUCUUGCGUAGCUGUCGGUUUCGUCGGAACACGAUGAAGUAGAACUUACGGCGGAGCAACGAGAACGAGAACCAAAACCGGUCUUCUCACAUUUCUUCAUCACGUUUAAAAAACACAGUAGCUAAGCAGGCUACAUGUAACGAGCGCAAUACCAGGAAAAUUUAUUGAAUUUGCCACGAGAGGGUCCUAUUAUGAGACCAUGAAUGGUCGUGCAUAAGGUAUAAACUUUUAUGUUCCAAAACAAUUGUUUUUAUGGUCUUUAAAAUAAUUAAUGCAACCUUGACCUAGCCUGCUGCGAUUUCAGCCUCCUCUCGUCGCUAUCUGCCGAGCAGUUUUCAGGC